Messenger RNA from Aspergillus viridinutans, 906 nucleotides. RefSeq lists its product as uncharacterized. The coding region runs from base 1 to 906 and encodes 301 amino acids. The record is from RefSeq and is a predicted model, not a curated record. The transcript has a single exon. Lineage: Eukaryota; Fungi; Ascomycota; Eurotiomycetes; Eurotiales; Aspergillaceae.
AUGGACUCCGAAGCAAUGGACGCCUCUGCCCAACACAAUGGCACCAUCGCCUCAAACUUCUCCUCCAACAGAACCGAAAUGUCCAGACUUAUUACCGAUUAUCUCGACUACAAAGGGUAUGAGAGUUUCGUCGCCAGCAUUGAAGACAGCCUCAAUACUAGCUGUGACUUUAUACAGUUCUCAAACGUCUCCGCAAAGGACUUUGAAUUUUUGGCAUCCGACAAGAACCGAACGUUGAAGUCUGCAAGAUUCAGUUACAACUUCGUGACCGAGUGCCUUACCAUCAAAAUGCCGCAAUGGGACCACAAGGAAUUAGCUGGCUUAUUUCGAGCCAUGAUUGAUGAGCAACUUUUUUCAAUGCUUGUCUCCGGAGAGUUCAUCUCACUUUCAUCACCUUUGACCGUGCUGGGCAGUUGGGCCAAGGAGCCCGACGCAGCAUGGUCACCGGAGUCGACAGGAAACCUUACGGUCGUGCUUGAAGUAGGCGAUUCAGAGUCGGCACAACAGUUAGCGAUUAAUGCGCGAGGAUGGCUGGAAUCCCCUGGCACAACCGCUGAGACAUGCAUAACGAUUGAUCUUAGCGAAGAGAAUAACCUCACUAUUGACGUUUGGAGGCUGGACAGAAGGGUCUAUGCGGUUUCCACUAGAAGACUCCCGUCCCCCGCCGUUCGGGUGCAACACGUUAAGAUCCUCAAUGGAGAUGCGGGGCCCCAGAUAGAUGGUUGGAAGAUGGAUGAAAACAUGGGUGAGAUCCCUACGGACGAAAUCCAGUUGGAUUUCGCGAUGUUUGUUGGGCGCCGCGCCACCACCAGCAUCGAGCAAGACAUCGUCAUAAGCAGGGAUCUUCUAAUGGCAUUCGCCAACAGAUUCUGGCGUCGUCAAGGCCGGAGAUCAGCCAGAAGCUAG